Molecule: messenger RNA, 1206 nt
Organism: Salvia hispanica
Lineage: Eukaryota; Viridiplantae; Streptophyta; Magnoliopsida; Lamiales; Lamiaceae
Product: SAGA-associated factor 29 homolog A-like
Cellular component (GO): SAGA complex
Source: RefSeq, a predicted model, not a curated record
UUAAAAAUUUACUCAUUUAGGGAGAAUUUUAAAAUUGCUUUUUAAAAAAAAAUAAAUUCCAGAAUUUCUCGAGCAGCUGAAAUUCGUCAGAUUGCUUGCAUUCCUCAAAAAUCUGUGGAAGCUGAUCAAAAAUCAGAUUGCUUGCAUUGCAUUCGUCAGAUUUACUCAUUAAGCGCGAUCUCCGUGUUUACUCGGAACGAUGUCGUCGCCGGACAUUGCCGGAAUACUCGAUAGCUCGAAGGAGCUCGAUCGGCUGAGGAAAGAGCAGGAGGAAGUGCUUAUCGAGAUCAAUAAGAUGCACAAGAAGCUGAUUUCUUCAGGUCCGGAGGUGGUUGAAAAGGCUGGUGACUCUUCCCUAUCAAAGCUUAAGAUGUUGUAUAUCCAAGCCAAAGAGUUGUCAGAGAGUGAAGUGAGUAUUUCCAGUCAAUUGUUAGGACAACUGGAUGCAUUAAUGCCUUCUGGAACUCAAGGACAGCAUCGGAGACGGAUAGAAGGUAGUGAGCAGAAAAAGAAGAGGGUAAAGGCUGAUUCGGAAGUCCCGAGGCUAUCUCCUUCAAGGAGAAGUCACCUGGAGUCUUUGGCGAGUUUGAAGGGUGAACAAGUGGCAGCCAGGAUCACUCAAGAGAAUUCUGGAAAGGAUGAGUGGUUUGUGGUUAAAGUAAUCCAUUUUGACAAGGAAACAAGAGAAUUCGAAGUGCUGGACGAGGACCCAGGUGAAGAUGAAGAGAGUACCGUGCAGAGAAAAUAUAAACUGCCUAUGUCACAUAUCAUACCUUUCCCUAAACGGAGCGAUCUAUCAAACAUCCCCGACUUUCCUAGCGGUAGACAUGUUUUGGCAGUUUAUCCAGAGACCACGGCGCUAUAUAAAGCAACUGUAUACCAGACUCGUAAGAGGAAAAUUGACGAUUACGUUGUGCAAUUCGAGGACGAUGAAGAGGAUGGAUCUUUGCCUAAACGGUUGGUGCCGUUCCACAGGGUUGUUGCCCUUCCGGAUGGAUGUCGUCAGUGAUUAUAUGAUAUAAUUAUCAUUGUAAAGUAUGGUGUUUGUGUGAGAGAAAGACGCCACGCCUAAUGUAUCUAUUUAGCGUCAUAUGUAUAAGCUGAGAGUAACUAAAACAAGGUCUGGUCUAUUCACUUUGAUUUCAGUUUUGUAUUAGCUGUAGAGUAAUGUAAUUGAUUUUGGAAGCAUAGUGCUUCUUUUUCUUC